This is a messenger RNA of Fusarium pseudograminearum CS3096, 708 nucleotides long. RefSeq lists its product as uncharacterized. The record is from RefSeq and is a predicted model, not a curated record. NCBI's taxonomy places the organism in Eukaryota, Fungi, Ascomycota, Sordariomycetes, Hypocreales, Nectriaceae. Bases 1 to 708 code for a protein of 235 amino acids. The transcript has a single exon.
AUGGCGCACCAAUCACCUCCUCGAAGGAGAUACCUACAAACCCGGGCUAGGGCAGAGUCCAUAACACAAUCCCAGCAAACCAGCACGAAAUCGACUCCUGGAUCAUGGAUCAAGUCCAAGAUACUGCCAUGGAUUGCCCCUUGGUUCCAGCCUCAUCGAUCCUACGACCCGGAAGAGUCGUUUAUCCCAUUUCCCAAGGUUACAUUCCUGGUAGAUAAGCCAAUCAAAAUCCAGUGUCAGAUAUGUCAUCAAGCGAACUGUCAGAUUAAGCCAGAUGCGGAGCCGCCUGACGAGUCUCAGUUCAGUUUGAUGCCGUGUGGACAUGCUGCUUGCUCAAACUGCCUGGAACAGUGGUUCAAGACUCAGAAGACCUGUCCCUUCUGCCGGGCCAACCUUGUUUAUGGGUGUGGACACGCAGUUCCGCCCAGGCCCUUGACCGAAGAAGGACUUCAUAUGAUUCCGAAGACAUUGCCAGAUCGGGGCUGUAUCCCAAAUUUCUGUGUACAUUGCCGCAAAGCAAUACAAAUGGAAGAAGCAAAAGACAAGUUUAGACAAGCCGUAGAAGAGUUUGAAGCGGCAAGACAGCGCUUCUCCCAAACUCAAGCGGCGGCUGAUGAGCUCAUCAUGCUAUCAAAGAGAGACGAGUUUGAGACGGUGUAUCAGGACGUACACUUGAACCUGCUCCGCACGUGGUUGACAAGAUGGUAA